AGUCUCAAGCAUCGGCCCGUCCAUCCGCCAGCCCCGUGCAUGUUUCGCCAUGGGGACCGGUGCUUCUGUCCCUGCAGCCGACCUGACGCAAAAGGAGAAGGCUUUCCUACAUGAUACGGUUGAAGUGGCCGUGGCACAGGGCAUGGAACAGAUCCGAAAGAGGCGGCAGUGGCAAGCCAUGGGCGAGGAGCUCUUGUCAAAGUUGCGACACAGAGUGCACAAUGGGGAGGAGGUCUUGCUGUGGAUCAGCAUGGGUGUGGAUUCGUGGCCCAUCGCGGUGAAGGCGGCCAGAUACGGAGUGCUGCCAUUGGUGUACUCGGCGGAGGAGCAGCAUUCUUUGGAAGACAUCGUCAAGGCCUUGACCAACGCCAAGGUCCCGCAUGGCUCUUUGCAGAAUGUUGGAUGGCUUUCCCACGACUCCGAGAUGACCGGGGAGCAUAAGGCCAGCAACUUGGACUUCCUGGGCGCGCUGAAGCCAUUUCUGGCGGAGCACGCCCGGGUGGAUGUCCUCGGCUGCGAGAUGGUGGGGGAGACUGGCAUGCAGGUCAUUCACGAGCUGAAGAUUGAGUCCGGGCUUAACUUGGCAGCAUCCACCGACCUCACCGCGGAGUCAGGUGGCAACUGGUUGUUGGAGACCGAUGACAGGGUAAACGUCAAGGACCUCUACUUCACUGAGGCCAUCGCUGAGUUCAGCGAGGUGUUGCUGGGCUAUGCCAUGCACAGCAAGAUGCUCAGGAAGGUCAGGGGCAUGAAGUAGCAUUCGGGCCGUGUCGGGGCUCGAAGGAGACCACCUUCAACGGCUUUAAAUGCUUCUUGAACCAGCUCCACCUGUGGGAGACAAAAGGGAAGCCACCGUUUGAAGCGGGGCCCAGUUUUCAGGAACACCCGUGUAGCAUAGUGCGGCAUUUUCCUCGUGCGUAGUACGAGGAUGUUUCUCACUCGCCUGCACACAGUGCAGCAAAAUGCGCUACUGGCCAUGAGAG
Effrenium voratum is the source of this 983-nucleotide messenger RNA. Lineage: Eukaryota; Dinophyceae; Suessiales; Symbiodiniaceae. The record is from the annotation of a GenBank genome assembly.